Molecule: messenger RNA, 2190 nt
Organism: Jaculus jaculus (lesser Egyptian jerboa)
Lineage: Eukaryota; Metazoa; Chordata; Mammalia; Rodentia; Dipodidae
Gene: Dffb
Product: DNA fragmentation factor subunit beta
Exons: 7
Coding region: 143-1168 (341 amino acids)
Biological process (GO): apoptotic DNA fragmentation; apoptotic process
Cellular component (GO): cytoplasm; nucleus
Molecular function (GO): DNA endonuclease activity
Source: RefSeq, a predicted model, not a curated record
ACGUGGAUGAGCAGCUUAUUGGAUGUUCCGGGCAGCGACUGAACACUAGGAAAGAGAGCGUUCCGGACCGCGCCUGCGCACAAAAGCGUUCCGGGUGCACUCUGUGCUGUGUGUGCAGAUUCUGCUGCCGACACGCGCCGGGAUGUGCGCUGCGCUCCGCCAGCUCAAGACCGUCAGGCUGCGCGCCCUCCACAGCGCGCGCAAAUUCGGUGUAGCGGGCCGGAGCUGCCAGGAGCUGCUGCGCAAGGGGUGCCUCCGCUUUCAGCUCCCGGUGCCCGGCUCCCGGCUGUGCCUGUAUGAGGAUGGCACGGAGGUGACUGAAGACUACUUUCCCUGCCUCCCUGAUGAUGCCGAGGUCCUGCUGCUCGCCGCUGGUCAGACCUGGCAGGGCUAUGUGAGUGACAUCAAUCACUUCCUCAGUGUGUUUCAUGAGCCGCAUGCUGGGGUCAUCCAGGCCGCAAAGCAGCUGCUGUCUGGUGAACAGGCCCCAUUGAGGCAGAAGCUACUAGCUGACCUUCUGCACCACGUCAGCCAGAACAUCUCUGCUGAGACCCGGGAGCAGGAUCCGUCAUGGUUUGAAGGCUUGGAGUCCCGAUUCAAGAAUAAGUCUGCCUACCUGAGAUACAGCUGUGAGAGCCGGAUCCGGGGUUACCUGAGAGAGGUGAGUGCCCAUGCCUCUGUGGUGGAUGUAAAGGUGCGGGAGGAAUACGUGCGGAUCCUUGGCUCCAUGUGCCAGAAGCUCAAGGCUGUGCAGUACAAUGGCAGCUAUUUCGACAGAGGGGCGGAGGCCGGUGCCCGGCUCUGCACACCGGAGGGCUGGUUCUCCUGCCAGGGCCCCUUUGACCUGGAGAGUUGCUUGUCCAAGCACUCCAUCAACCCCUAUGGCAACAGAGAGAGCCGGAUCCUCUUUAGCACGUGGAACCUGGACCACAUAAUAGAGAAGAAACGCUCCGUUGUGCCUACCCUGGCUGAAGCAAUCCAAGAGCAGGGCGGGAGAGAGGUGAACUGGGAAUAUUUCUACAGGCUUCUUUUUACUUCAGAGAACCUGAAACUGGUGCACAUUGCCUGCCACAAAAAAACCACACACAAGCUCCAGUGUGAUCGUAGCAGGAUCUACAGACCCCGGACUGCAUGUAAGAGGCAGCGGCCUGCUCCAAAACAUCAAUAACCUGUGCACUGCAUCUUCUGUGGGGCCCAACUAGGAUGAUAACAGGUGCUGUGGUUUUGUUCUGUCACUCCAGUAGUCCCUAGAAGAUGCUUUAAAACCUUUCUACACAUCUGCCUUCAGCACACCUGAGUGUCCUCCAACAGCCUGGAAGACACUCUAAGGAAUUUUCUACAUGCCUGCUUUUUGCAUACCCAAGUCGUUUCACAGCCUUGCUUCCAGGGAAGCUUGCUGGACAUUUGCAAGUUCUUGCAGAAAGACAGCUCCUCUGUUCUCAGGGAUCCUCUGGCAUAAGGGUGCUGCCUCAGCUCUCUGGUCUCUACUUCCAUUACACAUGGCAGCUAUUUCUGAACUUUUCAAAGCCAGAGAGAGAUGUGGUGCUUCUGGGGUAAAAAUGUUUGCAUUUCUUAAAAGAAAUCCAGGGCAUUCAUUGCUGUUUUGUUCAAAAUGGCAAAAAGAAACCUUCCAAAGGUCUCUUGGUGGGAACUGUGGCAUUAUGCUGAACCACCAAAAGUUGCAGUUUUUAUAGGUUUAAACAUGGCUAUCAUUUUUAUGACUAAAUCUAAUACGUGUAAGUAAUGCACAACUGUAGCAGUUUUAAGCAUUUGUGGAUUAAGCAUUUAUGUGCAGAAAUGUAAAUGCACAGAUGGCUUAGCUAUGCAGAGUAUGCACUCCCCCUUUUUUUGAGAUGGGGUCUCAUUACGUAGCUCAGGCUGGCCUUGAACUCUGUCAUUAUCCCAAGUGUUGGCAUUACAGGCGCCCAGCACACUAGGUUUUGUAAAUGUGUGUUGCCUUGUGUACAGAAACCAUCUGGGAGGAAACAUCAAAUUGAACAGCAGUAGUCCUGGGGACUCUGCAGUGGUGGGAUUGGAUUACUAACUUCCUAUAUCAUGUAUAUUGUAAUAACUUGAUUUUUUAAAACUAAGCCUUUUGUAACAUUUUUAAAGUCAUACAUUUUGUAAUAUUUGUAUUUUUUUACAUUUAUUAUGCAAUCAGGAAAGGCAAUAAAGAGUUUCUGAAACAGA